Molecule: messenger RNA, 3203 nt
Organism: Silurus meridionalis
Lineage: Eukaryota; Metazoa; Chordata; Actinopteri; Siluriformes; Siluridae
Gene: ppm1lb
Product: protein phosphatase, Mg2+/Mn2+ dependent, 1Lb
Exons: 4
Coding region: 622-1704 (360 amino acids)
Biological process (GO): protein dephosphorylation
Molecular function (GO): cation binding; protein serine/threonine phosphatase activity
Source: RefSeq, a predicted model, not a curated record
UAUUUUAUUCAUUGGUUGUUGUUGUUGUUUUUCUUCAUGAUAUUUAAUUUUAUUUUAAAAAUUGUUUCUAUCUAAGAAGUUGAUUCGAUCUCUUUAUUGGAAUCCCCGCCCAUUCUCUCAUGUAAUUGGCUAGAAAUAAGACAGUCCCCGCCCCUUCAGAGGGACGGCUGCGGUGACUGUAUCCUAUAUCAAGCUCCUGAAAAGGGUUUUUUUGACAGCACGUCACCGUGGUGUGUGUGUGUGAGAGUGUGAGUGUGAGAGUGUGUGUUGUAGAGAAGGAGGUUUCUUCUUGCGUGCAGCCUGAAGGUCUGAGAGAUCUGUCUGAUGGAGGAAAAGAGAGCACCGCUUCAUUGCGGAUUUCUAUUUAAAUGAAAGCGCACGACUGCGGCUGCACCCCGGCGGAACCGAACCGGCACCGAUGCCCGUCCGACGCGCUCCUGUUAUCUCCAGGCAAUCAGCAACAACACUAACAAGAACAACAAUAAUAAAGUGAAGUGUCCCAAUAUUUUUGCUUCUCCGCACGUCCAGGAUGAACUGAGACGCACUUGGGGGUGGUGGUGGGGGGGUUUGACGUGAGCAGCUCAGGUCGGAGAAUUCGAAUUUUUGUGCGCGUUUGGAUAAAUGAUAGGAGAUACCAUGACCCUGCUGUCUCUCCUGGGCCGGAUCAUGCGCUAUUUCUUACUAAGACCGGAGACGUUGUUCCUGCUGUGCCUGAGCCUGGCUUUAUGGAGCUAUUUCUUUCACACCGAUGAGGUGAAGACCAUCGUGAAGUCCAGCCGCGAUGCUGUGAAAAUGGUCAAGGGCAAAGUGGCCGAGAUCAUGCAGCACGACCGGUUCGGCCUGGACUUGUCCGAGGCGGAGUUCUCCAAGAACUGGGAGAUGAAGAGCCCUGGCGCCGCCGUCUACGCCAUCCAGGGACGCCGUGAUCACAUGGAAGACCGCUUCUCCGUGCUCACCGAUCCGGUCAACCGGAGCCACCCGUCCAUUUUCGGGAUCUUCGACGGUCACGGUGGAGAGGCGGCAGCAGAAUACGUGAAAACUCACCUGCCCGAGGUCUUGAAGCAGCACCUGCAGAAUUAUGAGAAGGAGAAAGAGAACAGUCUUUUGUCUUAUCAAUCCAUCCUGGAGCAGCAAAUCCUCAAUGUGGACAAGGAGAUGCUGGAGAAGCUCUCUGCCACGUAUGAUGAAGCAGGGACAACAUGCCUAGUGGCCAUGUUGUCUGAUAAGGAACUGACAGUAGGUAAUGUAGGUGAUUCCAGAGGAGUUUUGUGUGAUAAAGACGGUAAUGCCAUCCCCUUGUCCUAUGACCACAAACCCUACCAACUCAAAGAGCGAAAGAGGAUCAAGAAAGCAGGUGGCUUCAUCAGCUUUAACGGCUCCUGGCGUGUGCAAGGAAUCCUGGCCAUGUCUCGAUCUCUGGGCGACUAUCCUCUUAAGAAGCUAAACGUGGUCAUCCCCGAACCUGACGUGGUGACCUUUGACCUGGACAAACUGCAGCCCGAGUUCAUGAUCCUGGCAUCCGAUGGCCUGUGGGAUGCCUUCAGUAACGAGGAGGCCGUCCGCUUCAUCCGCGAGCGCCUCGACGAGCCGCAUUUCGGCGCCAAGAGCAUCGUGCUGCAGGCGUUUUACCGCGGCUGCCCAGACAACAUCACAGUCAUGGUGGUCAAAUUUAAAAAGAGAGCCACCAAAUCGCCCGAGCAGUGAACCACCAUGAAUCUGAACUGAUAAUAUUUUCGGCGUUAUCAGUUAGAAUAGCGAUUCAUUCGAAUAUAUAUUAUCGGCUCGUAUUAGUAAGGAUGUAAAGACGCAAAAGGGAAAAAAGUUUCUCAUGACUAUUUUUGGAGCAAGAACUGUUUAUUACAAUAAUGUCAAAUCUAAAGUAAACAGGUAUCAUCCCAUUAUGUCAUUUUUCCCAAAGCCUUUGUUUUAAAUAGCGCAUCAUGGAGAGAAACUUCAAGAGAAGCCACGGCUUGUGUAAUGAAAAUCACAUUCAAGGUCAUUUAACCCCUUGAAGUUUUCGCUUAAUAUGCAUUUAUUCAUGUUGAAGAGUAUUAUUCAGUAAUUACUAUGAAUGACAAAAUAGGUACAUAGAUAUGAAAGUAAGUAAGUCGAGUAGUAGAGUUUUAUUAGUAUUGCCAGGAUGAUUAUGGGCCUUCGAUUUCUUCGUUUUCUUUUUGAGAUGCAAACUAAAGCAUCAGUACCAUUCGUUAUUAUAUCGGUCAUUUUUUAAGGCAAGACACCACAUGGUAGAUAUAUGCAUCUAUGGACAUACACUAUAUAAGCAAAUGUUUGUGGACACCUGACUAUAAGAUUCAUUUCAUUUUUGAGAAUCCCAUUCCACAUUUAAUUCCCAUUUGCAGUUAUAAUACCUUCCACUCUUCUGGGAAGAUGUUCCACUAGAUUUUGGAGUGUGCUUGUGAAGAUUUGUGCUCAUACAACCGCAAGAGUUUUAGACACGUACAGUCAGGUACUGAUUUAGGACGGAGGACUGGGGUGCAGUCCGAGUUUCAAUUCAUCCCAAAGGUGUACAAUAGCUGAAUAGUUGAAGCUCUGUAGGGGAAGAGACUCAAGAUUUUCUGAACCAGCUCAUGAAAAGCAUCUCGUAAUGGAGAUGGUUUUGUGCAUUAAGGCAUUGUCAUGCUGGAACAGGUUUGGGUCUCCUAGUUAAAGUGAGGAAAAGAUUGCUAUCCAAAGAACUCCUACACAAUUUUAUGCCUUCAAUUUUGUGGUAAAAGUUCAGGAAAGGAUUACAUAUGGCUGUGUAAGUCCGGUCCCAAUACUUUUAUCCGUAUAUUGUAGAUUGAUUGAUUGAUAGAUUCCUGUGAUCUCCCAGAUGAAGGUUAGUUUUAAAGUAACUAACAGUUUAAUGUUUAACAGUUUGCGAAUGACUCGGAAUUGAAUCCUAAUUUAGUUACUUGGUGUUUGGUAACGAAGUCAUUUAUAAGAAAACGACUGAUGACACCUGUAUUCAUAGCAACUAGUGUCUAAUUAAUUCAUUUGAUUGUUAAUUAUAAAUAUAACAUGUGUCAGCCAGUCACUCAUGCAAUGGGUGACAAUGCAAUACACAAAAUCAUCAUGUUACUAAACAGCUACUUUAAUUAGGGUACAAUAUUCGGCAAUUAAAUAUUUAUUUAGUACUCAUUGGACAUCUAUUUUCUGUUCUGAUCUCAACAAGUCUUGGCGAAAUCCUGAGCAGGCACCAA